This is a messenger RNA of Leptosia nina, 999 nucleotides long. The record is from the annotation of a GenBank genome assembly. NCBI's taxonomy places the organism in Eukaryota, Metazoa, Arthropoda, Insecta, Lepidoptera, Pieridae.
AUGGAUAGCGAAGAUAACGCGAAAGCCCAGGUCCGAUCCAUUCUUGGACCAACAAAGGACGCGGAAUUCUUGCAAAGUUUCGUCCGAAUCGGCGUUGGCGAUGAAGAAGAAGAAAUCCCCGUUCCAAAGGCUUCAAUUAGCAAACGAGCCCCACCCACCGCUGAGAAGAACGAAUCCUUCGAAGAUGAUAAGCAGCAGGAGGAUCGAAAGGAAUCUAUUAAGCCUAACAAGAAGAGAUUUAAGCGCAAACCCAAACGAGAGAGACGUGUUCGUCAAGAAGAGUUGUAUACGGAUAAGGAUCGCGCGGCGGCCGUUGUAAUGGGAUAUAAGGAUAUCAAACUUUCCCUUAAUAUGAAGGAUAAAGCAGAGAGAAGUAGCGCAUUGCAGAUACCAGUGGAGGCGGAUGCUGGUACACUAUUGGCUCUCGCGCGAGCUGAAUUGAUGAGGGAACGAUACCGUACCGCGCUUGUGUUUGUGGAUAAGGCUAUAGAGUUGGCUCCGGAAGAUAAAGCGGCCUAUGUAGCGCGUAGUAAGUGCUACUUGCUUCUCGGUGAACCGCGAUCAGCGUUGACAGACGCUGAAACUGCUCUCAAACUAGACCCGAAACACGCAAAGGCACUCCUUCAAAAAGCUGAGGCGUUGUACUAUUGUGGAGAGUUCGAAAUGAGCCUCGUCCAUUAUCAUAGGGGGCUGCGUGCGCGGCCCGAUUUAAGUGAAUUCAGACUCGGGGUUCAGAAGGCGCAGGAAGCAAUAGAAAACACAAUCGGAUCAGUGAAACAAGUGAAGAAGGGCGGCAAGAGGAACAGCAAGCAAUCUCGGCCGAUUCUAGGGCAGUUGAUGUCAGAUAAACUUUACCUCGAAAACCUUCUAAGGAAUCCAGAUCUCGCUAUAGCGGAUAAAAAGAACGAUGUGGUAACGAAACAAGCGGAAGAGGCUAUUCGUUUCUUGGAGAAUCGGGAGGAGUUCUGGAGACAGCAGCAAAGUGCUAACCGACACUAA